This is a messenger RNA of Odocoileus virginianus texanus, 4661 nucleotides long. The record is from RefSeq and is a predicted model, not a curated record. Lineage: Eukaryota; Metazoa; Chordata; Mammalia; Artiodactyla; Cervidae.
AAGCUUGAUUAGGUCCCAUUUGUUAAUUUUUGUUUUUAUUUCUAUUGCCUUGGGGGACUGAAAACAUUGGUACAAUUUGUGUCUGGAAUGUUUUGAUUAGGGCUUUUAACUUUGGAUGAUAGAAUUAUAGGUGAUUUUUAUUCUCUUUUUAUCUUUCCUGUAUUUUCUAAAGUGAAUACAAAAAGCAUUGUUAUCAUAGUCAGAAAAUCAUAUCAGAAUAUAAUUGUUAUAAUAUCAGAAAAUAACUGCAGAGGGAAUAAAAAGGAGAUUCUGCUUUCAUUUGAUUCUUUGGUUGAUUUUAUUCUGUAAAAUGAUACUUUAGCAAUGGUUAGAACUGGUUAAAAGAUCUAAGGACACUGGGCUUAAUGGUACUAAGCAGAGCUGACCCAGUUCAGAUCCUUUCCAGAUUCAUAUACUGGAAUAAAAAUAGGACUUUAUAUAGAGCUUUUAAUUUAAGUUCAUGUACAUUUAGCAUAAGUAGUACAUGCAAAUGGUAAAGAUUCACACUGUGUAAAGGAUAUAGAAUGUAAAGCAAGUCUCUUCCUGUCUGCCCCGGGGCCUCUGCCACCCCCAGACCUCUAGUUCCUCUCAUCUCAGACAACCAACGUAUUCUCUUCAAAGAUCCGUGAAUACAAAAACUAGGCACUUUAUGAGUUUGGUAUGUCACUUUCCAGAAUUUCUGUAUCUUUUUUUUUUCUGCUUUUAUAAGUAUGUCUAUAAUCAUUGAAAAUCUAACUGUAUUUUUUGAGUGUUUCUGAAAAGUAGCUCUGUGAUUCUUGGUUAUGUCGCAACUUACUAUCUUCACUGACAUAACACAUCUUGAAUGUCUAUGCAUUUUACUUUCAGAAGGUGGAGGACAUCUUCUCAAGUGCUGCACAGCUUUCUGUGUAUGACUAUAUGUAGUUGAUUUAGCCACUCUUUUAUUGGAGGACUUUGAGGAUGUUUCUAGUUGUUCAAGCUUACAUAUCAUGCUGCUGUGAUAUGUACAAACCCUGUAGAGCACAUGUAUGUUCCUACAGAGUGUGAUUUAAGGAAUGAAUUCACUAGUCUGUUCCCUGAAAUGUCCAGUAGUUUUGUUUGUUGAACUUUGAACAUAUGCUUUUUAGGUGCUGGCCAAAUAUUUAAGAUAUCAAAAUAUUUUUAUGAUAAUUGAUUGCUUUUGCAGUGAAUGAUCUAGGCUCUGCAGUCUUUGUGAAUCCAAUACCAAACAAAAUGCAUCUUCCCAAGACACUGUACUUACAGUUCUGUAAUCAAGAAUUUGUCUAAACAGUAAUGCCAGCUCUAGACCAAAAGGGUGAAAAAAAGUUUUGCCAUGAUUCCAAUUCUAAAAAAGGAAAUAAUCAGCGAUAUGCCCAGGAUAUAUGAAAAAGUCCCUCAAUGCAAUAUUAUUUUAACAGUAAAGAAACAGAAAACUGCUUAAAAUCAAUUUUAUUUUCACAUGCUGGAAUUCAAGAAAUAUUAAAAAUAUGCCAAAGAAGAAUGUUUAUGGUAAGGGUAAAUGUUCAUUCUAAUUAUUAAGUGGGUAAAAAAAAAAAACAACCCAGGUGUACAGUUUUGUUUUUUCUAUAAAUGUAUCUUUAUGUGUAUGAUGUAUGAUAAUGACAAUUGUGACCAUGUUAUAAUUUAUUGUAUUUUCAAUUUUUACCCUUCCCCCUCAAAAAACCCCACUGUUCUAUAAUCAGCAUUGGGAGGUUGGAGGUGUUUUUAAAAAGAAAAGCUAAAAAGCCUCAAAAUCUUUUGGGCUACUUUAAAAGAAGUUAUUUUUUUGUGGGCCACUUUUUAAAAAUACUAAAAUUGACCUUAAUGUUUCUAUUUUAACAUCUGAUGUACCAAAUACACAGGUCCUGGUUCACUCUAUCACCCCUCAAAUGAUAGUCAGGAUUCGUGGUUUCAUCCAAGAAUGUCAGUGAAUGCUUAAAAAUUCAGGAGCCUUGUUUCAGGGAGGAAAGAGAUCCAAACAGGUUAAGAUUAUCUGAUGUCAAGCAAAAUGCCCAGGGGCACAGAAUCUGCGGGAACAAGCAAGUGCUGGAGCUGAGGUUAAAGGUUUUCUAGUUCAAGGUUCUCAGACAGUAGCCCUGAGGUCAGGGAGCGCUUGAGUAGGCCUUCGAGGAAAAGUUCUUCAACUAUGAAGAGGUUGAAAACCGCUGCUUCCAACUGAAGUCUCCAGGGAGGAAGCAGGAAGAUUCCAAGGGUAAGAGAAGUGUUCAGAUUCCAUGCAGCCAGCGGCGUCCAGCCCCACAGCCGAGGUGCUUCCUUCCUUUCAGGUAACAACUACAUUCUCCUAACACUUGAAAAGCAUGGAUCUCACCCGAUGUCUCUAUAAAAUUGGGGAAGAGCUGGGCAGCGACGACCUGGCUGCCCUCAAGUUCCUAAGCCGGGACCACAUCCCAUAUAGGAAGCAGGAACCCAUCAACGAUGCCUGGAUGCUAUUCCAGAGGCUCCAAGAAAGGAGAAUGUUGGAGGAAAGCAAUCUGUCCUUCUUGAAGGAGCUGCUUUUCCGAGUGAAUAGACUGGAUCUGUUGCGUUACUACUUGGACACCAGCGGGGAGGAGAUGAAGAGGGAGCUUCACAUACCCGGCAGGGCCCAGAUCUCUGCCUACAGGAUCCUGCUUUUCCAGAUUUCAGAAGAUGUGAACAAAGUGGAAUUGAAGGAGUUUAAGUUUUUUUUGAGCCAGGAGAUUGCCAAAUGUAAGCUGGAUGAUGACAUGACUUUGUUUGAUAUUUUCGUGGAGAUGGAGAAGAGGACCAUCCUAGGGGAAGAAAACUUGGACACCCUGAAAAGAAUCUGUGAGCAGGUCAACAAGAGCCUGCUGAAGAAAAUCAUUGAUUAUGAAGAAUUAAGAAAAGAGAGAAGAAUGAGCCUUGAAAGAGAUCCAGAUGAAUUUUCAAAUGAUAUGUCACAGCCGCUUCCAGAGGAGGGCUCCUCUGAGAUGCUGGCCAUGUCAGACUCUCCAGGAGAACAGGACAGUGAGUUGCAGACAUCCGACACAGUUUACCGAAUGACAAGCAAACCUCGGGGAUACUGUUUGAUCUUUAACAAUUAUGAUUUUAGCAUAGCGCGGAGGAAGGUGCCCGAACUUCAGAAACUAAAGGAUAGGAGUGGAACACACAUGGAUGCAGAGGCUUUGGACAAGACCUUUAGGGAACUUCAUUUUGAGAUAGUGCACUACAAAGACCAAACAGCAAAGGAAAUCUAUAAGGCUCUGGAAUUCUACCAGAAGAAGGACCACGAAAACAGAGACUGCUUCAUCUGCUGCAUCCUCUCCCAUGGAAACCAGGGCAUCAUCUAUGGCACCGAUGGGCAAGAAGCCUCCAUCUAUGAGCUGACCUCUUUCUUCACUGGCUUAAAAUGCCCUUCCCUUGCUGGCAAACCCAAAAUCUUUUUUAUUCAGGCUUGCCAAGGGGAUGACUACCAGAGAGGUAUAGCUGUUGAGACCGACUCAGAAGUCUGUUUAGAAAUGGAUUCAGCACCUCGGAGGAGAUAUAUCCCAGAUGAGGCUGACUUUCUGCUGGGGAUGGCCACUGUGAACAACUGUGUCUCCUACCGAAGCAUCAGGGAAGGGACCUGGUAUAUCCAAUCGCUUUGCCAGAACCUGAGAAAAAGAUGUCCUAGGGGUGAAGACAUUCUCACCAUCCUAACCAAGGUGAACUUCGAAGUAAGCAAUAAGGAUGACAAGAGAAUUAUGGGCAAACAGAUGCCACAACCUACUUUCACACUGCGAAAAAAACUCUUCUUUCCUCUUAAUUGAUUCUGUUGUCUAGUUGUAUAACUAGACAAUAGUUAUGCAACUGAAAAAUGGUGAAAACGCUGCUACUUUAUUCUAUUUCUUCUUCUUUUUAUUUUCAAAUAGCUGGGAGAGCAUGGGAGUCAGGACAAUAUAAUUUUUAUGCUAAUUCAAGCUUAAAUUUCUGGCUUGUAGACAGUAACUAGACAGUCAUAGCUGUGGGCUUGACUUCCAUUGUGUUUUUAAUUUGAUGAAAAGGUUUAAAAAUGAACUAAAAUAGAUACAAAAAACACAGUAAGUUUAAAAGAAAUGUCAAAGAUCAUGGAGGGAGACUUUUGUGAUCUGAGCUAGCUAAAAAUCCCCCUUGACUAUUGAGGUUCAGGGUAUAAAGUUCCCACAUCCAGCCUGAUUACUGCUGGUGAGUUUGAUAAGCUAUCCUGGAAACAUGUGACCCUCCUCUCCUUAGCAGACCCUACUUUUCAGCGGUGAAAACCACCACUCUAGACUUCGGUUUCCAAAGCUUAGAGAUUAUUUUCUUUUUAAAAAAAAAAUUAUUCAUAAAUGCAGGAUCCAACCUACUUUUAAGAGAAACAAUAUUAACUUGUUUUGUACUUCCAGUAGGUCUUUUCCCAAGCUAUCCUUUAUACUAAUUUGCAAGAUUCUUUUAAAUAAAAAAUUUAAAAAUUCAUAUAUUAAAGAUUUUUAAAAUACCAAAUAAUUUUGUUUUUUUUAGAAUCUUUCCAAACUCCCUUUUCAGCUUUUAUAUACAUGCUUCUGUAGUGCUGAACAUGAUUUGCUUUUAUGCUAACAAUGCAGUAUGCCUUUUACACAUUUGCUCUUUCUUUAUAUGUUCAACUCAGUUUAAAUCUUUAGUAAUUAAUAAUUAGUAAUGUAAUAAAUAUUUUUAGCAGAAUAAAAUGUAAUUUUAUCAUACUA